This is a messenger RNA of Oryza sativa Japonica Group (Japanese rice), 3326 nucleotides long. RefSeq names its product endochitinase A. The record is from RefSeq and is a predicted model, not a curated record. NCBI's taxonomy places the organism in Eukaryota, Viridiplantae, Streptophyta, Magnoliopsida, Poales, Poaceae.
CAAAGCAAAAAUCCUCUAGAAGGAAAUCAUCAGCUUUGCCCCCGGGCGCCGCCGCGCGUGCUGUGUCUCAUUCCCCCCCAAAUCCGCCGCCUCCCCAAAAUCACGCGAGGCGCCGGCGAAUCCGCCUCCACCUCCGCCGCCCGCCGCCCGCCGCCCGCCGCCGACCUCUCCUUCUCCUGCUUCCGCUUCCGCCGACGCUGUCAAUCUGAUGGGGUUGGAGGAAAGCCAAAAGCAUCUCCUUGGCCUUAAUUACCAUGAGCUCCAAUCUUUGUGCAAACAGUAUAAUCUUCCUGCAAACAAGAGUCACUCUCAGCUAGCAAGCUCGCUUGCCUUGUUUCUUGAGAAGGGAAGAAUAAAUCCAUCGCCUGAAAAGAAAGCAGCAGCAUCCCUUGUUGCCUUGCCCUCCUUGUUAUCAAAUGCCAAAGAAGUAUCCACCCGUUGCCAAGGUAGCCAUAAAAGAGGUCCGCAAAGUGAAAGAGAUGAUGGUGAUAGACCUCUUCUGCAUGUAAAACAUCACAAAGGACCUCAAACACCAACAGAUGAAACAUUGAAAAAAAAUCAGGACUCUGGAACCAGAGUGAGUUCUACACCAGUUUCAAUCAACAAUGGAAAAGUAGACUGCUUUAGCCACUCACCUCCUCGUCAAGUGAUUGCUUCUAAUGUACAUUCACAAAGUGCUGAUGGUAUUGGAAAGAACUUGGGAACUCAAGAGCAUCCAAUUCAUCUUGAUUCAACUGCUAAGGUAGAUGAUGAAAUUUCUCCGGAAACAAGCUACCAGGCACCUAAUGUUGUUGAAACAGUUACAGAUAUUGGUAGUGGCUCAUCUCAUAAGAUCUCAGAAAAUGCAAAGUCUUCGUUUGAAUUUUUUGUCAUGUCAGAUGAGGGACUUGAUCUUGUUGUUGAUCUGAAUUCCACUCCAUCAAUGUUACUUGAUAGCUUGAAGAAGGAAGUGUUCAUCCCCUCAAGUACCUGUCGUUCUGAACCUGGAAAUUUCUCUCAUUUUAUCAGUAGCCUGACGACAAAAGAUGACAGCAACAACUCCAUUUCUUCAUCUGGGAAUAUUACUGUGGACAUACAAAAUAAGGGAGAUGACAGCAUUGCUCCUUGCACCAAUUCAUCACUAGGCUCAACCGGUGGUGACAAUUCUCACUCAGAGCCCUAUCUGCCUGAUGCAACUGCUGUAAACUCUAUGUCAUUUGCAUCCACAUUACCUGGUACUUCACUAGAAAUUUCUGGAUCACAGGAGGGAGUUCCAGUCGUAUCUUCUUCAUGCUUAACCUCUAUGACUGCUAAUGCUUUGAAUAAUGAAGUGCUUCCUCAAGAAUCUGUUGUGCUCUCAAAGUGUCCGGAAAGAAACCAUGCUCCCCUUGCUUAUGAUUCCACACAUCCAACUGGUAACAAAGACACAGUCAAUCCUGUCAAAAUCGGUUGCACUCAAAAUGUUGUUGCUGAUACUGAUAGAGCUGGAGCAUUCUCCUCAGGGGGUGUGGUUAGAAGUGCCUCCAAUGAAAACUUCUGCCCAACUUCUGAAGAAAAACAUGAAACGUUAAAUGUUCCUGGAGCGCAGCUUACCCCCAACGGUAAUACCCAUGAAGUUAUAUUGGAAAAUGAACCAGUGGAAGCAGUGCCAGUGGAUGAAGAUAGAGGUUGUCAUGACAGGCUGUCAAUGUCUUGUCAACUAGCCAGACAAACAGUAACUAAACUGCCAGUUACAGAUGCCCAGUCAGAAGCUAGUUCUGCAGAUCAUUGUAUUGCCGGAAGCUUCAAACCCACAAGCCCAACGCCAUCACCUGCUGCUUCGACCUGGACUUGCUAAGCAACCUCACGGCUCAAGGACCUCUCUUGAAGAAUAUGGUACAACAAAUGUUGGUUCAAAAGAAAAAAAAAGAACUCAACUGACUGGGAAAAGACCGCCCCACGGCUUUUCAUUAAGAAGAAGCCUCAACCAAACUGGCCGAGAAAGGCCACGAAUCCUGGCCCCCCACACGUGGACUCGCCCCCUAUGGAUCGCUCCUUAACCCAUGCUUUGAGGCCUUUGCUUCCUACACGAGGGCCCGUCCUUCAUAGGUUGAUUCUUAACACGUGUUUCUAUGAGGUGCCAACGAGUGAUGUUUUUUAACCAGGCUUGAAAUUCACUCUUGUGGGGAGUCGAACCUAGGACCUAUAGGUGCUACUUGAGCACGGUAACCGCUAGGCUAUAGGCCCGCAAAGAAAAAGUUAAGAAAACCAUAACUAAUGACCUCUUAAUGCAUGGCCUCUUUGAUCCUUUCUUGUUUUGGCAUGGACUCGUUUCUUUGUUUAUAUGUUCUAUUUUCCUUAUAUGGCACAAAUGAUACUGUAUCCAAAGCAAACACACCUUUGAAAUCUUGUGUCCUGUAGUUGAGAUAAAUCAUCGAAGGUCCAUACAUAACACAUUUGGCCGCAUCAUUUUUCUAGUAGCCCGCAUUCAUGUUCUAGUUGAAAGGCUAUAUCAAUUUUUCUAGUAUGCACACUGAUACUUGAAACUUGAAGAUGGUUCUCUCAAUUCGUUACACCGUAGUAUAGGUAAAUCAUGGAGCGUUAUACAAUAUGCUCAACAAUUAUCUUGUCAAAUUUGCUAUCAACUCAUCAUAGUGGCGUGGAUGCAAAACCACCAUUGCUUACACUUAUUACAGUUGUGGGCCUUCUGGUCCAAUUCGUUCAUGGUAUAUUCAUCUUGCGGACAACUAACAUGGAACAAGUUGGCAUGGUUUGCUCAUCGACCCACUUAGAGCUCGAAAAUGCAUAAUGUAUUUUCUUCCACAUCGUGUGUAAUAUUCUUGAUAAUUCUAGUUAGGACCAUCAUGUUUGAGCAGAAACGAAUCUUUACAUAUUGCACAUUGGAAAGAACACAACCAUAACUUCAACAUGUAUGUUAUGUUUGCUUGAAUGAUUGAAUUACUUAUUUUAAAUAAGACCAAGAGGCUGAUAAUUAAUUACAUCAUGAACUUUUUAUAGGUGCCUGAUUAUAAGGCCGCGUCGAUCAACUUUUACUACACUGCUGGAUUGUUGUACUGUGCUUGUUUUUAAUUUGCUGUGGAAAUUAAAGCAUAUAAUUGUUAUUGUUUGUUUUACUAAUCAAAUUAAGGUUAUAAAAAGUAUGUUAUUCAAUGGCCAUGUCUCUCCCAAAUGCCAAAAUGUCUAUAACCUGUUGCAUUAAACAAGACGAUCCGCUGCACUUACGGAUGGAGCCUAGUUUGUUUCACUGGCAAAUAUAUAUAUUGUCCCUACCGAGGCAUCAUGAUUCCAUAUUUGUAUUUCUUCAAAAUGGUAGGAUUAAUAGUUUUUGCUGAUAUUAAGGAGGAAUG